Messenger RNA from Sorghum bicolor (sorghum), 904 nucleotides. Its product is annotated as helicase SRCAP-like. Bases 317 to 670 code for a protein of 117 amino acids. The record is from RefSeq and is a predicted model, not a curated record. Lineage: Eukaryota; Viridiplantae; Streptophyta; Magnoliopsida; Poales; Poaceae. The transcript has 4 exons.
GCGGACAGAGUGUAGCCGGGCGGCGUGCGGUUUCACACAAGCAACGCAAGAUGAGAUAGAGGUGGAAGCUACCGUGUGGACGCUGACGGCGGAACUUGGUAGACCACGAGGAGCUUGCUGACAAAGCGUCUUCCUCUGCUUCUCCUCCAAACAACUCCAACCUGGGCGACCGGCCGGCCGCCUCGUCGGCCUUCCUGGUCGUCUCCUCCUCUCGGCUCCGCCGUGCGGCUCGUGGCCAUCGCCCAUCGGCCGUCGGCAAGGAGAGGGGCGGUGGCACCUAGCUAGCUAGCUGAUCGCCUGGGCAUCGAUCUCCGCCAUGAGCAGCGCGGACUACUACGUUGGCCACCCAACCACGUACACGGCGCCGGCGCCGGCACCGGGAACGCAACAAGCACCACCCCAGGUAGUCGCCGCCGGCGGUGAGCAAAUCCCAGUGAGCACCCAAACUCCUGGUCCGUCCACGGCACCAAUGCUUGCUUGUGACCUUAUCGCAGGAGCAACGCACAGUUACAGUUACUUCGUGGGUCACCCGGUGAGCCCUGAGAAGACGCUAAAGCCAGCACAGCCAGCUCCAUCUCCGCUGCCUGCUCAUGGUCACACAACAAAGAGAUCAAGCUUGCUGCCCAGAUGCUUCCCGUGCUUCGGUGGUAGUCGAGUUGCCGAGCAAUAAGAUUGAGACUUGAGAGCAGUUCCAGCCGCGGAUCGUACGAAAUCAACGGGAGAGAGAGACCACGACGACGACGACGACGACAAUUGAAGUUUUCUGGAGGGAUCGGGGGAGCUUCAUUGCAUUAUUGUCUUGUACUCAUAUGAAAGAAGCUGAUAUUUUUUCUCUUGUACACUUGGAUUUUGUUUACAUUGAUUCUGAAAUAUUGAAUAUUCAAUGGAACUACAAAUUCAACUA